Molecule: messenger RNA, 1242 nt
Organism: Stereum hirsutum FP-91666 SS1
Lineage: Eukaryota; Fungi; Basidiomycota; Agaricomycetes; Russulales; Stereaceae
Exons: 3
Coding region: 1-1143 (380 amino acids)
Source: RefSeq, a predicted model, not a curated record
AUGCGCCAAUCUACCCUUCGAUUUCAGCCGUACCCCCCGGGCAACGAGUCUGGAGGUACAGCUAAGCUCACAUACACUACGUCCUCCGGGCCCCUUUCCUCCACCUCCGGAAAGACAACUACUUCCAAAUAUUUCAAGUCCUCUCAGAAGGAUUCUUCCUCCACAGCUGCUCCUCGUAAAGACAACAGUAAAGAGACUACUAGCAAAUCAGCUAACUCAAAGUCCUGGGCAGACCGACGAGCACAUCUGAAGUCCAUCGCUGAUGGGACACUCGAGGCUAUCGAGCGCGGUUCUUAUGAUCUCAACGGCACUGUGCACUCGAUACAGCCGCAUCUGAAGAACUCGCUGCAGGGAACGAAGUUCUAUGGAGCUGAAUCCGACCUUGCGAGGUGGCAUGCACGAUGGUCGGGGAUUGCAUCGCGGAGGACAGUGAUAUCCGUCCUCGAGGUCUCAACGCUCGAAGCUGCAUGGUCGCUUUCUUCAUCUGCUUCCACCUCUGCGUCGUCUUCAUUAUCCACUCCACCUCGAAGAGUCGGGAUUCUCAACUUCGCUUCCGCCACCAAACCUGGUGGCGGCUUCAUCAACGGAGCUCAGGCUCAGGAAGAAUCCAUCGCACGUUCUUCUGCAAUCUAUCCCUCUCUUAAAUCCCCGAUCGCGCAGUCGUUCUAUCGGAUUCAUUCCUCACCAAAGUCGAAGAAGAGGUUGAGGCCGGGAUUUUAUACCGAUUCGAUGGUUUGGAGUCCAGAGGUCGCGGUGUUCAGGGAUGACGAUGGGGGAUGGUUAGAUGGAGGUGGAUAUACCGUGGAUGUCGUCACUUCUGCGGCGGUCAACGCUGGAGUUGUCAGGCAAAACUCGCAAAUCGACCACGAUGGCGAAGGUGACGAGGUAGACAUUGAGUGGGCGAUGAGGGAGAGGAUGGCGAGGGUAUUGUUCCUCUUCGAGAUCCAGGGUGUGGAUACGAUCGUCUUGGGAUCAUUUGGAACGGGCGUCUUCAGAAAUCGCGUGAAUAUGGUGGCUAGAAUAUGGAAGGAGUUGUUGUGGAAGGGCACUGGGAGGUUUAGAAACAGUUUUGGGAAGGUUGUGUUUGCUGUUCUUGGGAAGGAGACUUUCGAAGAGUUCGGGAGAGUUUUUAGAGAGAAGUAGGACUUUGGAUCUCUAUAUAUCGUUUCAUCUCAUACUAUUCUGUCCUCUUUUACAUGUAUGCAUCUGCACGAACUACGUGGCGUUGUUGGGCCACAUAAC